CACAGUGGCGGCAGUGGUUCCCACCAAAACAAGGAGCUAGGUUUGACGUUGACAGCAUCCUUUGUAAUGACUUAGUAUCGUAACAUUUACACAGAUUCUCCCUUCAACUCACAACAGGGGGAUCUGUACACAAAUCUGUCAGCCAGCAAGUAUGUGAUGUUGCCUGUGGACAAUGUUAUGGCGAGGCAAAAGUUUGCUAACUAGCAGCCAGCCAGCGAGGGAGGAGGAGGAGGGCGCUAACUAGGCAACGCUGUUAGCCAGCCAACCGAAGAUCUGAUUUGGGCAGAAAGAAGUUGGAGUCUCCAGUGAGGUGGCACAAUGAAACUUCAGUGCGAUGUCGAAGUGAUCAAUAGGAUGUUGCCUACGUUUGGGAUGAAGAAUCGGGGCAAAGGAGCGAGGGCAGUGUUGUCCAUUGGAAGACACGUGGACAAGACGACACAGAAGAGUAACAUCUAUCUGUUGAUUUGCACGGCCAAGGACAGAGCUGGGUCAAAAUACAAGCUGAAGGAGAACAUUGAGAAGUUCUUUACAAUGUUUGUGGAUGAAGGCAAAGCCACCAUAAGACUGAAGGAACCGGCUGUUGACAUCUGUUUGAGCAAGGCAGAUGCCAACAGUCUGAAGAACUUCCUCUCGGCGGCUCGUCUGGCUCACAGAGGAAGCGAUGCCGACACCAUGCCCCUUUCCACCCUGACGCCAGUGCGCGCCCGCGACGUGGAGAAGCCCAAAAAGAAGAUGGUGGUGGUGUCCAAGAAGGACUAUCCCCUCACCUCCAACUUCCCCUACUCCCUGGAACACCUGCAGGUGUCCUACUGCAAGCUGUCGCGCGUGGACAUGCGCAUGCUGUCCCUGAAGCACCUCCGCAAGCUGGACCUGAGCCACAACCACAUCAAGAAGCUGCCGGCCACCAUCGGGGACCUGGGCUCGCUGGCCGAGCUGGUGCUGCACAACAACCACCUGGAGAGCUUCAGCGUGCCGCUCUGCCUCUCCAGCCUGCAGCGCACCCUGCAGCACCUGGACCUCAGCCAGAACCGGCUGCAGGCGCUGCCCGCCGAGCUGUGCCAGCUGCGGGAGCUGGUCAACCUCAAGCUGGACGACAACAAGCUGGCGAGGCUGCCGGCGCGCGUGGGCGAGCUGUCCAAGCUCAGGUACCUGUCGGCUGCCCACAACCAGCUGGCGUUCCUGCCCAGUGACUUCCGGAAGCUGUCCCUGGAUAACCUGGACCUGUUCGGCAACCCCUUCACGCAGCCCAACCCCUUUGACCACACCAUCCAGCUCAAGUUCCCUCUCACACUGCUGGAGUUGGCAUCAAGGGCUGUCGUUAAUCUCAGGAUUCCGUACGGACCUCAGAGCAUUCCCUAUCACCUGUGCCCCGAGCUGGACGCGGCCAAGGUGUGCGACUGCGGGCGCGUCUGCCUCAACUCCUUCAUCCAGACGUCGGUGAGCAUGAACCUGCACCUGGUGGCCCAUACGGUGGUGCUGGUGGACGACAUGGGUGGCACCGAGGCCCCCGUGCAGCGCCACUUCUGCUCCCUUAUGUGCUACUGCGAGUUCCUCGAUAACUGUGUGCAGAGAGGCGUCAGAUGAUCAUGGACCUUUUUUAUUUUGGUUAGGUUUUUUGUUUUGAUAUUUUACAAUCCACAUUGGCUGUUUUCUGCUUGACCAUUGUUUUCACCCCCUGACACCGACUAGUCAGCCUCAACAACUGUCUGCAAGAGAGGACUCCGAUGACGGCCCUAUAGUACUUUUUGGUCACUUUUUGAUUUUUUUAAGGUACUUUCUUGUUUUGUUUAUUAUUAUUAUUAUUAUUAUUACUAUUAUUUUUUAAACCCACAUUGGCGGUUUCUGCGAUUUCUUUGACCUCCUGAAAGCUAUUAGCCAGUGUGAGGACCCCGUGUGAGGAUGCCGGCCGGAUUGGAUAUGGAGAUAUGGCGAGUUCCUCAACAGCCGUGUGCAGUUUUUUUUUUCUUUGAAGUUGAAACCCACAUUGACCGUUUAUGCUGGACCAUUCAUUCGCUAAGAACUAGUCGCCAUUGCCAGAAUAUCUGGCAUUUUGGAUAUGAACAUGCUUAUCACAUACAUUGCUGGUUCAAUUUAUAAUACUGACUGAGACUUUUUUUCCCGACAUUUAUGUCCAUCACUCACCAGCCAGUGUUGUUAGGUCAACAUUCACAGCUUGAAGCAACAAUUAAGGGCUGGCUAUCCUAAUGUACGGUUUGUUCUGUCUGUUUUCUGUAUAUCUGUUUGAAUAUGGGGUGCACUUGAAACUUGACAUUUAGCACUCCAUUAGUAUUACUUGAGUGGAAUGUGAGUGGAAGAGAUUUUUUUUUACUCCUUGUAGUGGUUUAUAUGUUUGAAUAAAUGCAAUUUUAAAUAAACGCAAAAAAGGACAAAUAGACAAAA
Molecule: messenger RNA, 2400 nt
Organism: Engraulis encrasicolus (European anchovy)
Lineage: Eukaryota; Metazoa; Chordata; Actinopteri; Clupeiformes; Engraulidae
Gene: lrr1
Product: leucine rich repeat protein 1
Exons: 7
Coding region: 319-1584 (421 amino acids)
Molecular function (GO): protein binding
Source: RefSeq, a predicted model, not a curated record